AUGGUCAUGAGCAAAAAGGGGUGCUGGACCAUGGAAUGCCUUCAGAACGUUAAGGCCUCCACAGUUGACCCUGUGGUUGCCUCUUUUCGCUCUUUUUUCCUAAUACGACGACCUAUGUCGUCCUCCUUGUUAUCUAGUAGAAGUGGUAGGCGUAAUCAGGUUCAGGGCCCUUCAUCUCCUUCGUGUACUCAAGAUGAUCAAGAUCAAGAACAGAGAAAUCCCCAAAAUGAAAAUAAUGACUCCUCUUCAUCAAAUUUCUAUUUCAUGUCCUCCGCAUCCGUGUUGACUCGCCUUCUGUGGUGCUUGGCUCUGGUGCCGACCGUGAGUUUUUUGCCAAGUUACGUGAUUACCCUUGGGACUUCGCAUCAAAUAUGGAGUGGGUUGUGCAAUUGCGCACACGAAAACCCGAAUUGGGCACUCUGGACGCACAUUUUCAUCAUGUUUGUGUGGAUCAACAUGCUGUUUCUGCAGCUGCUGUCCCAUACUGGUGGAACGAGUCGGGAGCCUGUGUUGAUGGAUCAGGAAAGUCAAAAGCAAGAAGGAGGGGAAACGACACUGACGACACCGCUUUUGGCAGGUUUUUCUUAGAUAGUCCUUUUUCUUAGAUAGUCCUUUUUCUUAGAUAGUCAGCGUCAAAAGAUACCUCCAGAACAGGUAAAUGAAUGAAUGAGUGAAUGAAUGAUUUCUCUAUGCGUUUGAGUUACUAAGAACUAGUCACUUGUACACGAAAACUAAAUACUUCUCGUGGUUUUGGUUUUUCGAGAUAUCUUCAAUACUCUUACUCAUCAAGCGUAGUAAGUUUUUAUGAAGCAAGUUGCGAAAAUAAAAGUUUCAACAUCCGUCAACAGUCCACGACAACACCAGGUGGAUCUUCCGCCUCCUCUUCGCGAAGCCCUCCUCUCACCGCACCCUCCGCCACCGAGUCAGUCACCCAGCAGCAGAUGUCCUUCCUCCAUCGCUGCAUCGUCGACGAUUCCCUUCCCAGUUUUCUCAAGAACAAUUGCUUUUUCCCUCUACGAAAUGUCGGCGACCUCAAGUUUUUGCAUCAGAGCAGUGGCUAUGCCGCUUAUUUCCUAGUCUUUGGAGGCAUGUACACGGCGGUGUACUUGUGGUCUUUUCCGAACGCAACAGCGAACGUCCAUGAAGACGACAGCGGAAAUGGAUAUGUUGUAUGGCAUGGAGCAAUUGGCUUAGAGUUACAGUGUCAGGCGUCGGGUUCAGAAUAGGCAGUUCUUCUUGCUGUCGCGUGCGCCUUCGCGUUACUUAACGCUAGUGUUUCUACUGAAGUGAAAUUUCAUUGACCACCAGAUCGGCCUAGAUGAACUAGAUGUUAUUUUCGUCCCGUCGUGAUCAACUCCUCUUUCAUUCCUCACCUGGAGCGCUGGGUCCACACUCCUGAACGGCCAAGAGGAAGGCAUUUCUGUUGGCGGGAAGCCAGUUGCGAGCACGGAUUUGUACACAGAGUUUCUCCUCUGGAUGUCGGUGAGCCACAUGGCUAUUGGCAUUCUCUACGCGAUUCGCAUGCGUGGUCUUGGCAACGAAGGCAAGGAGGCCAGAGCUGUAGCGCGUGGGGAACGACGACAUUCGAGUACUAUAGUGCGAUUGUCCAAAGGCAUAGAUGAAAUCUCAACAGCAACAGCGACUUCGUGGACGCAGUUCUGUGAAUGGAUCUCAGCGAAGUUUGGGGACACCGAUCCUCAAGAGCAAAUCACAAGUGAGCCAGAGACAACUACAGUCUCACCCUCUUCAUCUUCCUCAAGAACAACAACGAUCUCCAACCACCAUCUAGAACUGAUCAAGGACGCCAGUUGUACGACGCCGAGAGCAGAAAGGGAUCGGGAUGAGCAGAGGACGUAUUUGUUGGAGAGACACAAAGAAUGGAUCUUUAUGGGUAUCUUGUGGAUCACCGACCCAGCAAUCCAUCGAUUCGUGUGGUGGGGACGGAUUAUUUGGCUGAGAUAUGUGUACUCAAUCAUACUCUUAUUCUUAUUAUAAAUUUGGCUGCGAUAACGAUAUGUGUACUUUCUACUUACUUAUUCUUUUGCUUGUUUUCAAGUGUCCUCUGUAGAAGCAGAAUCCCUGAAGAAGUAAGCAGCUGCAGGGCAGCCGGAAAUGAAAAAAUAGUGUCGAAAACGAAAUCCACUUCUUGUUCUUCUAAUCUAUGGCUACUCUUCUGACACGGACACUCAACUAUAGAGGACCUAUUUCUUGGGUCUUCAUCUCGAAAAAUACUUUCACCGCCGUCAGGUACUUCCCCAUCAUGCAACCUGACGAGUACAACGAGUACGUGAAUGGGCAAUCGGGGAAUUUUGAGCUUUUUAAGCUUUGGACCGACAUGCAAGGACAGUAUUUUGCGCUGUCCGUGGGAAAAAUGUGGGUCAAUUUAUCCCUUUUCUUUGCCUUAGGAUGUCACGCAGUCCGAAGAGCAGACGAGUACAGAAUAGCGCAUAACAGGAGGAGAAAAGCAGACAUGAAGGCUGGAAGGCUGAGCAGGAGCAGCCUGAAGAUGCAAGAGGAAGAAGCAUCAGCUCUAAGUAUCGGACACUUUUCUUUACUUCAUGUGGUGAACUUGGUGUUCAUUUCACUGUGGUUUUGGUUGAACGGUGUAGACCAUAUGUUUUGGUACCAAGGAGCAGUCCCGCUUUGGAUUUAUGGAGAGAUCCUUGUCCUUUUCACGCUCAUGACCUUCGGAAUCUACGCGAUAUUUGUUGCAAAGUAAAAGCAACAAGUGCUGAUGAUAGGUAGCAAACACUUCCUUGGCAUUCCCGUUAUUUCUCUCUCGCUAACUCACUAGUGUAAAAUAAACGACUGCCACCAUAAUUAUAACCGAUUCGAAACGGGGGACGCACGCACCGAUGUCGCCAAAAUAUAGGUAUGAGUGAUGGCGUCCUCAUUGUUAAAGCAAUUUUUCCAUCUUCAUACAACGAAGCGGGCUUCAAACCAUUUUUUAGCACAUCAACACACAUAACCUGCCAUCUUGUCGUGAACAACAUGCAGGUACGUUGCGUGUCCGUCGAUACCAAAACUUCAAAUCUAAUCCGACUGUCACUCAUAUGAUGUUGCAACCUCCAGGUGUCU
Messenger RNA from Amoebophrya sp. A25, 3078 nucleotides. The record is from the annotation of a GenBank genome assembly. NCBI's taxonomy places the organism in Eukaryota, Dinophyceae, Syndiniales, Amoebophryaceae.